This is a messenger RNA of Perkinsus marinus ATCC 50983, 1497 nucleotides long. RefSeq lists its product as hypothetical. Lineage: Eukaryota; Perkinsozoa; Perkinsida; Perkinsidae. The transcript is spliced from 14 exons. Bases 1 to 1497 code for a protein of 498 amino acids. The record is from RefSeq and is a predicted model, not a curated record.
AUGCGUCGGUCACUUAUUUCCCACCAAAGCAUGCGGGGAAUGUCCCGAGCGGUAUCGGAUUGUGGGAUGCCUGUUGGCAAUGAAACCUUGGCAGGAAUCCCAGUGGCAUCACACACCACACUGUCGUUUAUGAUGUAUAGAUGCAGUCGGAAUGGUCCCCAUGAUGAUGUGACUUGGCGGAAGCUCCUGGGACGAGGCGCAAUAGUCUGUUCUCGUAUGGUUCCGAGGGAUGUCGCUCUCGUUGUUAACGCUUUGCAGAGGCGUAUGAGUGAGGGCAGAGACAGCGAGGGUCACUGCAAUAUUUUCAUACGGAAAUUACUCAACCGACACUUGGAAGGCGGGCCGCUGAAAUGUGAGGAUUACAAUGCGCAGAAUAUCUCCUUAGUGGUACACGGCAUCAACAAGUUCGGAAUCGAUCUUGCUGAAUGCCCUGUGAUCACCACGCAUCUUACCCGCCUUCUGCCCGGGAUGAACGCUCAGCAACUAGUGAUGGUAGCACCAGCUGUGUGUGGAACAGAAUCGAUAAGCCCGGAACUUGAAGGAGCCCAAAGAGCUGUUCUAGCACGAUGUGUCGAGAUCGCGGACACGUUAACGAGCCAGGGAGUAUCGAUACUGUUCAACUGCUUAGCAAAGAAUAUAUCCUUGUCUGGUCCGGAGGGGUGUGAGGCCGUAACGAAGCUUUGCAGUAGAAUGGCUGAUAUGCUUGAGAUAGCGAUCGCUGGUAUCACUGAAGAAGGCGAGCAGCUGCACACGUACAUUGUUAGUCACGCACCGCUGCGUAUCGUAUCGCUGCUGUUAUCAAGUGUGAGCAGAAUUCCUCAUCAUUUGAUGUCGCAUAAUCGAGUGAAGUUGAUUGAUCGAACGCUGUUACCAGGCCUCAAUCGCAUUGCACUAUCACUGGCCGCAGCCCGGCGACCGCGACAAGCUGAGAUUGACCGUGGAAUGCAAUCAAUUGUUACAUGCACGCAUGCGAUGGCUCUCCUUAACAUCAGGGAACCGGAGAUAUUUGCAGCGUUCGGCGAAGCGAUACUGAUUCGGCUCAUUCACGCGGAGCGUCAAACGGAAGCCAGGGAGGUUUUAACGCCUCGUGAAGCCUCUAUGAUACUCUACUCGUGGGCGAAGGCGCACAUUCAUGCAGAUGAUCUGAUCCAACAUGUCCUUCAACUUAUCGCUAAGGCCGCCUCCAACUCCACUUUGGGAUUGCAGGAAGCGAGCCUGGCGGCGUUCGGCGCGGGACAUUUCCGUGUAGGUGAUGCAACUUGGUGGCUUGCAUUGGCAUCAACCUUCAAAGGCUCAUUGGAUGAGUGCAAUUCACGUCAAGCUGUGAUGUUCGCCAACGCGAUUGUUCGCGUAUUGGAUACCGUGUUACACGACGGAGCGGAAGAGGUUUUCGAUGUGGGGCGAUCUUCUCUCGAAAGCGCUGGGGUUCGGGCCAACCCCGCCGCGCUGGGCCGUUUGUCUCCGGCGGCUAAGGCACGAUUCAUGUUCACGGAGUGA